This is a messenger RNA of Rotaria sp. Silwood2, 1626 nucleotides long. The record is from the annotation of a GenBank genome assembly. NCBI's taxonomy places the organism in Eukaryota, Metazoa, Rotifera, Eurotatoria, Philodinida, Philodinidae.
AUGUCAUCAUUAUCAUCGAAUACAAAAUAUUAUAAAGAAGCUUAUAAUCUCUUUGAACAAUGUUCAUCAAAUGAUGAUCGUCAUGAUUUAGCAAAUAAAGUUUUUGAAGAAGCAUCAUCAAAAACAACUGAUACAAUUAAAAUAAUAAAAGGAUGUUCACGUGAAUUAGAAAAUUUAUUACCAUAUGUUACAUCUUAUUCAAUUCUAUCAUUAUUUUUUGAACGUUUAACAUCAAAUAAUUUAGAUGAUCUUAUUCGUGAUCGUUCAGCAUGUUUUGUAUUAGAAAAACUGUUUGUUUAUUUACCAAAUGUUUUAUCUCUAGACAAUGAACGUAUACGUAUAGGAUAUGAUCAAUUAUUUGAAUGUAUAUGUGAAAAUUUUCAUGAUUAUAUACAAGAAACUGGUACAAGUCAUAUAAUAGCAUCAACAAUAUCAUUUCUUCAUCCAUUAAUUCGAUCAAAUGAUGAUAAUAAUGAAUAUGAAGAAUUAAUUGAUGGUGGUGAAAGAGAAAAAAAAUUUUUUCAAUUAUCUACAGAAUGGAAUGUAAUGAAAAAAUUAAAAAAAAUAAUAAAAUUAAUGAAAAAAAUUGAAAAUUAUAAUGAAUUUGUAUAUGCAAUAUUACUUCGUACAUGUGGUUAUCUUUCAAAAGAAUAUUAUGAAAAAUUAAUAAAUAGAAUAUAUGAAAAAUAUUAUAAAAAUUUAAAUAUUGAACAUUUAUUAGAUAAACAUUCAUCAUUUAUAUUUGAAGUUAUUUUAGAAUUUUCAUCUAAACAACGUGAUGAUAUUAUUUAUCCAAUGUUUUUAAAUAAUAUUGAUCAAUUUUAUUUACAUUCAAUUGGAAAUUUUUUUUUUAAACAUUUAUUAUUAACAUUAAAUAAUAAAGAAUUAAUUGAAAAAAUUUAUCAAUUAUUAAUUAAUAAAGAUAGAUUUGAAAAAUUUAUUCAACAAACUCAUAUACAUUUAUUAAUUACAUUUAUUCGUAUAUGUGAAAGAUUUCAUUGUCAUUAUGAAGAACUUAUUAAUCGAUUAAAUAAAUUUAUUAAUGAUAAUAUUAAUAAUUUUAUUCCUUGUUUAUUAAAAUUAAGAGCAGAAAAUUCUGAAAGUCAAAUAAUAACAAAAGAAGGUUCACUUGUUGUACAAGCACUUCUUCGAGCUAAAAAAGUUGAUUCAUUAACACAACGAUCAUUUAUUUCAUUAACUGGUGAACAAAUAUCAUCUAUAGCUUGUCAUCCAAGUGGUUCUCAUUUACUUUGUCAAUUAAUUCUUAAAUCAUCUUUAUGGUGUAGUCUUCGAGAAAAAAAUUUCUAUAAUAAACUUGAUAAAUUCUAUACAAAAAUGGCUUGUGAUAAAGCUGCUUGUUGGUUUGUAACACAAUUAUGGAAAAAUGCAAUAACAAUCGAACAAAAACUUCAAAUGGCUAAAAGUAUGUCAAAUGAUUUACAAUUACUUCGUUCACAUACAUAUGCAAGAUUUAUAACAUAUGAAAUGAAUUUAACAGCAUAUUGUACAAGACCAGAACAAUGGAAACGAAGUAUUGAAAUAAUUAUUAAAAAACAUGCUUUACUUGAUGAUUUAGAUGAUGAUGAUAAUAAUAAGAAGAAGAAGAAAAAGAAAAAAAAAUCAUAA